Molecule: messenger RNA, 1239 nt
Organism: Gongylonema pulchrum
Lineage: Eukaryota; Metazoa; Nematoda; Chromadorea; Rhabditida; Gongylonematidae
Source: the annotation of a GenBank genome assembly
AUGUGCUCUGAACUACUGGGUCUGACAGAGAAUUUAAGUAACAUCAAUAAAUCAGGUGAAACUGUGCAGCCCUCUCGACUUACUGGAGCAAAAAAAGAGCAUACUGUGCUGGUUACUGGUACCAUAGCGAAACGAGUGAAACUGAGGCCCAGUGUGCUGCGCGAUCUUGCCGAGGAGCAACUCAUUCUUCCUCAGCCAAUCGCCGAGAACAAGUUAAUAGGAGAGGAGGACUAUCUGGAAUUUGAGGACGACGUGCAAAUCGUGCGUCUUGCUGGUGCAGUCAAAAUGGAUGACAUGGCAACGGGAUGCGUUGUUGGCCUGUAUGGAAAGCAACUUGAUGAUGAUAUUUUUGAAGUGAAUCGUGUAAUAUGGCCAUGCAAAGCACCACAACCACCUUAUCCAGCAUUCGAUGAUGACAGGUAUGUCAUGUUCGUCUCGGGCUUCUCAUUCACCGGCCAAACCGAGAAAGAUGCCCAGAAACUAGUCGCCCUUGAUUUGCUACAGAAGUGGCUCUGCGGUUCGUUAUCAGUAUCACCAAAGGAACGUGGCAUUGUGGAAAGACUGGUUCGGCUGGUUGUUGCUGGCGAAAGCGUUGCUAUCACGGAUCAAGGCAGAGAAUUUACAACGGCGGCACGAUAUCUGAUAAAAAACGAAGAAUGUCCGAACGUCGAAUGCGCCGCUCAUAUGGAUAAAUUUUUGUCGAAGAUUUCUAGUAUGCUCGAAGUUGAUGUGAUGCCAGGACUGGGAGACCCUUCAACUCACUUGAUGCCUCAACAGCCAAUUCAUCGUGCUGUGUUUCCGAAAAGUUCACAGCACGGGAAGAUGCUGAAUCUCGUCACAAAUCCCUAUCAUUUCAGCUUGGACGGUGUUCACAUAAUGGGAACCUCUGGUGAAAGUCUGUCAGACUUGAGACGAUUCGCAAAAGAAGCAAACAGUGUGGAUUUGUUAAGGAAAAUUCUUGACUGGCAGCACCUGGCUCCGACAGUCCCCGACACAAUCGACGGCUUCCCGUUUGCGGAACGAGACCCCUUUAUAAUUGAAACCUUCCCCCAUAUACUGUUUGCGGCUAAUCAGUCGGAAGUGUCGCAUGCUAUUGCUGAUUUCGAAGAUGGCAGAUGCACACUGCUACUAUCCGUGCCAAGUUUUACCAAGUCCUCUUCGGUGGUGCUUGUAAAUUUGCGUACGUUGGAAGUGAUCGAACAUAAGUUCUCUGUUGACAAGCUCGUCUGUGAUUCAUAG